Messenger RNA from Dictyostelium purpureum, 636 nucleotides. RefSeq lists its product as uncharacterized. The record is from RefSeq and is a predicted model, not a curated record. NCBI's taxonomy places the organism in Eukaryota, Evosea, Eumycetozoa, Dictyosteliales, Dictyosteliaceae. The transcript is spliced from 2 exons. Bases 1 to 636 code for a protein of 211 amino acids.
AUGAAAUUAAUAUUUUUUAUUUUAUUUUUAAUAUUAUAUGCUAAAAAUGCAUAUUGCCAAAUAUAUAGGCAAUUCUCUAUAAACGGAUGCACAGAGGAAAAAAUUGUUUAUCUAGAUGAGUGUGCUCCAUUUAGAUCUUGUAAUGCAAGGAUGCAAGUUCUCUAUAGUUCUGCAGAGGACGAGUACAGACUAUAUGUUUAUUACCAUACAGACGAGACAUGUUCGGGAGAAGUCAUUGAAAGCUGUCAAAUUAACUGCAAUAGUUCCAAGCCGUUCACACAGGGAUAUGUAAUGGUUCAGUGCCAAGAGUCAACGUUACCAAUCGAAUAUUCUUCUUUCAUAGUCGAAAGCGGUCCAUCAUGUUUAGAAGAGAUUGAGUUGAAUAGCUGCAAAUCUAAUUGUUUGGGUAAUGUAAAAAUUUCAAGAAAUGAAACUAUCUACGAAGGUUACUAUCUAUCCGUUUAUGACAAUGAUAAAUGUGAAAAUGAUCCGACAUCCAAGGAAAAUUUCAAAUGCUUACCUGAUAGAGAUGUUGAUUUGACUGGUGCCGCAAUUGCUUGUAAAUACAGUUCCAAUUAUGGAUAUAUCUUUCCAAUAGAUAAAAGCAACUAUUUUUGGAAGUUUAAAAUAAAAUAA